Lindgomyces ingoldianus is the source of this 1500-nucleotide messenger RNA. Its product is annotated as cytochrome P450. Lineage: Eukaryota; Fungi; Ascomycota; Dothideomycetes; Pleosporales; Lindgomycetaceae. The coding region runs from base 1 to 1500 and encodes 499 amino acids. Gene Ontology annotation, molecular function: iron ion binding; monooxygenase activity; heme binding. The transcript has 3 exons. The record is from RefSeq and is a predicted model, not a curated record.
AUGACUUCCACUAGCUUUUUCAUUGCAACACUCUUACUCGCAUUAGGGGUUCUUGUCCUCGGAAAGCUGUGGAAUAAUUACCAAUGGAGCAGGAAGUACAAACUACCUCCGGGUCCGAAAGGUGUGCCUUACUUCGGCAACAUGUUCCAAAUGCCGCCGUUCCAUCAAGGUCCCUGGGCAAAAGAGAUGGCCGAAAAAUAUGGUGAAAUGUUCACCAUCAAAGUUGCUGACAACACAUGGGUCUUCUUAAAUUCCUCUCGCACCGUAAACGCCCUCCUCGAAAAACGCUCCGCAAUCUACUCCUCCCGACCACGCUUCCCUUACACUAGUACCCUGAUGUCCGGCGGCUGCCGCAUGGUUGUCCAACCCUAUGGCCCGCAAUGGCGGUCCAUCCGGAAAAUCAUGCACUCAAUUCUUAAUAUCAAGAAUGCUGCUACCUUUGCCCCAUUCCAGGACCUAGAAUCUAGACACUUGGUCUGGGACUAUUUAUGCAAACCUGAAGAAUGGUUUCGCGCCAAUCAACGGUUUGCGAAUAGCGUGAUUAUGAGCGUGGUUUUUGCAAAGCGUGCAGAAAGCUCCGACGAAAAUAUCGAAAAGCUUUUCGACACAAGCAGAGAGUUCAUCGCAGCCUUGCAACCCGGCGCCAAUCUCGUCGACACUUUCUACAUCCUGGACCGCCUUCCUAAGCCCCUCCAGUGGUGGCGCGUGCGAGGCAACCGCGCAUUCCAAAAAGUGCUGAAAGUCUAUACAACUGAAGUCAACGACCUCAAACGCAGAAUGACAGAAAAUAAAUGUCCUCCUUGCUUUGCAACACACUUCCUCUCCGCCCCCGAAACUGCCAAACUUGGCGAAACGCAAACGCUCUUCGCCCUUGGCUCCCUCAUGGAAGCAGGCUCCGACACCUCGCGCAUGACGCUCUCGCAAAUCAUCGCCGCCGCGGCGAAAGACCCCCGCUGGGUUAAAAAAGCGCAGGAUGAGCUCGACGCUAUAUGUGGGUACGCAGUCCGCUUGCCAGAUUUCUCCGACCGCCACGAUCUACCAUACAUGUCUGCGGUUACGAAAGAGGGGUUUCGGUGGCGACCGUUCGCGGAGAUUGGGGUUCCGCAUAUGCUGAUUAAGGAUGAUGAGUUUGAGGGUUAUAGGUUUCCAAAAGAUACGGUGUUUACGUGGAAUUCGUGGGCGAUUGCACUGGAUGAAAGGGAGCAUAAAGAUGCAUUGAGGUUUUGGCCGGAGCGGUGGCUUGACCCGGAAAUCGAGGGCUUUGGCCGCCGCGUAUGCACCGGCUACCACGUCGGCGACACAAACGUGUGGAUCGCCGCGGCUCGUCUUCUAUACUGCUUCAACUUUGCGGAGAACCCGGAGCAUAAGAUCGAUACGAUGAAUUUGAAUGUUGGAGAACAUCGGUUCGCACCGUUUGAGGUCAAUAUUACGGUGAGAAGUGAGAGGCAUAAGGAGUUGAUUGAGAGAAUUGGGAAACCCGCUGUUGGGGUUAAAUAUUAG